AUGGGUGUCCAAAUUGGAGAAGAAAAAAUGGUGAGAACUCGUGGUGCUUCCUCCAAGAAGAUCCCUGCUUCUCAAUCUCGAAAGGUGCCAUCUCCUUCGCCUCCUCCAUCUGUGUCAACGGUGCCUCUUUCUGUUCCAGCAGCUGCCACAUCUGUUGGGAAAACUUGCAAAUCCAAGGCAUGCAAGAAGGUGUUCUCCCUCUCUGAUGAACAUCCCAUGGUGUUUCCAGAUAUCUCAGCUGACAUUGUCGAUGUUGCACCACCAUCUGAAGUGGUGGUGCCCUCUCGAGCCAAGGACCCAUCUCCUCUUCCGAUUGAUUCAUCUCUGGCGGCUAGGGCAAAAUCAAAAUCUGUUUCAUCUUCUUCCAAAGUUGUUGCUGCUGGGUUGCUCAAAUUGCCCUUGAAGUCGAGCCAGUCCAAGAAAAAUUAUGUAACUCCCAAAAGGAAAUUGGGGUUGGACACGUCUUCUUCCCCCUUGUCUGCUGCCAAGAAAAGAUUGAAGGCUCAUCCCCCUUCUCUGUCUUCCUCCGAAUCUAACCCUGAGGAAGAAAAGUCUGAAUCUAAAGCAACCUGUGAUACCACCUUAUCUGAUGAAACGGUUCCUGACAAUGCAGAAUCAGAGGCUGAGUCUGAUGAGCCAGAAAAAGAAGACAUUGUCCCCUCUGAACAAGAAGUCGAAUCUGACUCAGACCCAAUUGCAACUCCUUUGACAUCCAAAGCUAAAGGGAAGAGACCUAUUUCUGAUCCUACACCUUCUCCAAAACGUUCAGUCAAGGAAUUCUAUGCCAAUCUUACUAAUGAAAUUAUUGAACCUAAAUCUUCUUUGUAUAAUAAAUUAUUUGUUAGGGGCCAAUUGUUCUCUUUUUCUCCUCAAGACAUUGCCCUUGCUUUGCAUCUUCCCCUUGAUGUCAAGGAUGAUGAUGAUGUUGCCUCUCUUGACAAGGACACGGUUAUUACUGAAUUGGUAGGGCAAAAAAUGGUAUGGCCAUCUAAUACAGUCAUCUCGGUCUCUAAUCUCACCUACACUUAUGUUGUCCUCCAUAAGUUUGCCACAACGAAUUGGAAGCCCACUUCUCACACCGCAACUAUCUCCUUUGAUAUGGCUUCAUUUUUGUACAAGGUGGGGACCGGUCUUGGUAUAAAUUUGGCUUUGGUUAUUCAUGAUCAAAUCAUUGGGUUUCGCAAAGGUAAUAGGAAAAACUUGAAUCUUCCUUUUCCUCAAGUUAUUUAUAAAGUGUUGAGUAUGCAGAAAAAAGAUCUCCAACGUGAUCAAGAAGACUUGGUGGUACCCACUACUGCUACUUCCUACAAGGCCUCUGCUCCUCCUAUUGAAGCCACUGAUGCUCCAUCCACCAAGAAAGUCAAGCCCCAAUCUCUGAAGAUCACCUCGGAUGACAUUCCUCAUGCCUCCUCCUCUGUUGCCACAGAUUCAGGACUUGUUGCAACAGAAAUAGCUGCUGUUCGAGCCUCUGUUGAUUCUUUGGCUGCUCGAGUGAUGACCAUUGAAAGUUUGCAACGUUUUGUAUUGGAGGCUGUUCAAUCUCUAUCCAAAAAUCCAGUCAUUUAG
This is a messenger RNA of Humulus lupulus (European hop), 1566 nucleotides long. RefSeq lists its product as uncharacterized. The transcript has 3 exons. Lineage: Eukaryota; Viridiplantae; Streptophyta; Magnoliopsida; Rosales; Cannabaceae. The coding region runs from base 1 to 1566 and encodes 521 amino acids. The record is from RefSeq and is a predicted model, not a curated record.